AUGAAGGAUCGCAUGGCGUUGGCCAUGAUCUCGGCCGCAGAGGCUGACGGACGCCUGCAGCCUGGAGGCGCUGUCGUGGAAUACACAGGAGGCAGUACGGGGGUGUCGCUAGCCCUCGUCUGUGCCGUAAAGCAACGCCCACUCCAUCUCGUCUCGUCGGACGCCUUUUCGAGCGAGAAACUAGACCACAUGAAGCUCCUUGGCGCCAAUCUUACCAUCCUACCCAGCGAGAACGGUAAACAAACCGAGAAGCUCACGAAAACUAUGAUCCGCGAGGCACAUCGCAUUGCGGUGGAGACCGGGGCCUAUAUCACAGCCCAGAUGGACAACACCGAUCAGCUUUCGGCGUACACCAGCCUCGCCGAGGAGAUCUGGGAGCAAACAGGGGGUGCCAUCGACGGAUUCGUGCAGAGUGUUGGCUCGUCUGCAUCGUUCCGAGGGACCUCCGAGGCUCUGCGGCAGCGGGCAAAGGAUAUCACCUGUAUUGCGGUUGAGCCGGCGGAAUCAGCUGUCCUUUCCGGAGGUCCGUCUGGGUCGCAUAAGAUUGAUGGCACGGGGGCCGGCUACGUUGUGCCUCUGUGGUAUGACGGAGUAGCGGAUGAGAUCGAGCGUGUCUCUACUGAUGAUGCUCGGGCAAUGGCAUUUCGUCUUGCGAGAGAAGAAGGUUUGUUUUGCGGGACUUCGACCGGGGGUAAUGUUAUCGCAGCGCUGCGCCUGGCAGAGCGCUUGGGACCCUCUGCGACGAUUGUGACAGUGAUGUGUGAUACCGGGAUGAAGUACCUGAAGAAUUUCUCUCAAGGACUUAGUCAGUGA
This is a messenger RNA of Penicillium chermesinum, 813 nucleotides long. Its product is annotated as PLP-dependent cysteine synthase family protein. Bases 1 to 813 code for a protein of 270 amino acids. The record is from RefSeq and is a predicted model, not a curated record. Gene Ontology annotation, molecular function: cysteine synthase activity. Gene Ontology annotation, cellular component: cytoplasm. NCBI's taxonomy places the organism in Eukaryota, Fungi, Ascomycota, Eurotiomycetes, Eurotiales, Aspergillaceae. The transcript has a single exon.